Molecule: messenger RNA, 4284 nt
Organism: Adineta steineri
Lineage: Eukaryota; Metazoa; Rotifera; Eurotatoria; Adinetida; Adinetidae
Source: the annotation of a GenBank genome assembly
AUGUCUGGCUGGUGGAAUUCAGCAAGUGCCAGUAAUCUUACUCGUGGUUUAACUUCAAUAACUGGACAAUUAUCAAAUAAUUUUAAAGAUAUUUUAUCAGAAGCUAGUGAAGAAACUUAUGAUCCAGUAGCUGAAUUAACUCGAGCUAAACAACAAAUUGAAGAUCUUGAAUUACGAAAAGAAACAUUAUCUGAAGAAUGUACAUCAUUAAAAAAGCAAUGUGAUGAACUUACGAUGCAAAAACAAGCAGUAGAAAUUAAAUCGGAUAUGUUAUUAGCUGAAAGUCGUCGAAUUAUCGAUGAAAAAGAUAAUGAAUUAAAACGUCUUCGAGAAAAUACAAGUGCAAUUACAUGGAGUAAUAAUAAUACUGAUUUAAGUAAUACUUGGACUGAUAUAUUAGAAGAUGAUCAACCUGAAAUUAAUGAAUAUCUCAGAUAUCAACGAACUAUACGUGAUUUAAAAGAUGAAAAUAGUCAUUUACGUGAUGAAAUGGUUAAUUUACGAAAAUCAUUAAAAUCACAGCAAUUAGAAAAAAAUCAAUCUCAACGAGAAAAUGAUAUUCUUCAAAUUGAACAAAAAUAUUCUGAACAAUUAUCAAAAUGUCGUUCAGAAUAUGAUGAACAGAUUCAUAAAUUACAAUCACGUAUUCAAGAACUUGAACAACUAAAUAAAAAUUAUCAAGAAGAUGAAGCACGAAAAUCAAUGGAAGUACAAAAAGAUGUGGAUGACGUUGAUAAAGAUCUUCUUUCACAUGAACUUGAACAAGCAAAUCAAAAAUUAAAUUGGUUUAAUGAAAAAUUUAAAGAAUAUUCUGAUUUACAAUCUAAUAUGGAUUUAUUAAUCUUACAAAAUAAACAAUUAGAAAAUGAUUCUAAAAUUGAACAAGAUAAGAAUAAAUCUAAUUUAGAAUUGAUUCAACAAUAUCAAGAAAAAAUUUCUCAAUUACAAUCGAAUGAAAAAAUUGAUCAUAAUAAUACAGAUGAACUUAAUCGUCUUCUAAUAGAAGAACGACAACGUUGUGAUGCACUUGUAAAUGAUAAUGAAUCAAUGUUUCAUCUUCUUGAAGAAGCUCGUUCACAAAAUGAUAAUAUUCAUAAUAAAGAUAAACAAAUUAAUGAAUUAACAUCUCAAAUAGAAAAUCUUCAAAAACAAAUUGAAAUCGAAAUAAACCAACGAGAAGAACUUAAUAAACAAAUUUCUAAUUUUGAAAUUAAAGAAAAUGAAUUUAAUCAAGAAAAAACUCAAUUAACUACACAAAUAAAUAAUCUUCAACAAUUUAAAGAUGAACAAUUAGCAAAACUAAUUGAAGAUGAAGAAAAUCAUUUCAAAGAAUAUCAUUUACGUGAAAUGCUUGAGAAACAAUUAAUUGAACUUAAUGAAGAUUUGCAAACAUUAGAAAAUGAUAAAAAUGAUUUAUAUAAUCAAAUUGAUGAACUGAGAGAACAAUUACAAUUAAAAGAUAGACAACUUCAAUCAUAUGAGAAUUUGUCUACUUCACCUGGUUCUCCAUCUGCUAUAUCUUCAUCUCCUGAUACUCGUGCUCGUUCUCCAUCUCCUCAAACAUUUGAACACGUACUUGAAUUAGAAGCUCAAAUUCUUCGAAAUGAACAACAAUUUAAUGAACUUAAUUCUGUUUAUAAUCGUUUUAUAACAUUAUUACCUAUUGAAUUAUCAUCUACAGAUAAUACACAAUUAUCUUUAUCUGAUCGAUUUACAAAUUUAUUUGAACAAUGGUCAACCUAUGUUGAUACACUUUCAAUAACACAACAAGAACUUGAUUCUGUUAAACAAUUACUUAUUGAAAAACAGGAUGAUCUUGAAAAAUUACAAUUUGAUUUAGAUUUAACAACAACAAAAUUAAUUGAACUUCAACAAGAACAACAAUCAUCACCAUUAUCAUCAUCAUUAAUACAUGAUAAUCAAUUCAAUAAUGAAGAAGAAAAUGAAAAUGAAAUUGAACGUAUACUUGAACUUCAUCAGUAUCCACAACGUGCACCAUCAAGACAAUCAAUUGUAUCAAGUACACCGGGUGAAAAACAACAAUUAAUUGCUCAAAAUGAACUUUUAUCAUCUAUAUUAGCUGAUAAAGAUCGAGAAUUAAUAUCAUUACAACAAGCUGAAAAAACACGUGAAGAGUUAAUUAAAAAUUUAGAAACAUUAAAAAAAAAUUUACAACAAAUAGAACUUGACAAAGAAAUUAAACAAGCUGAAUUAAAUGAUAUAAAAAAUGUACUUGAUGAAAAAACACGAGAAAAUUCUUCAUUGAAAAAAGAAAAAAUGUAUUUUAUUGAAAAACUUGCAGAAAUCGAACGAAAUAAACAAGAACAACAAUCAAUUAUACAAGUUUCACAUAAACAAACAACACAAGAAGAUGAAAAACCAUCAACAUCAAUAAUAACAAAUAAAGAAGAUGCACAAAAUCCUGAACAAAUUCAUACACAAGAACAAUAUGAAAAACUUCGUUCGGAAUAUGAUAAACUUGCUGAAUUUUCCAAACAUCAACAUGAAGAAUCUACAUCUUAUUAUAAUGAAUAUACACGUAUAUUAGCACUUCAUAAUGAAUUAAAUACAAAACACAGUCAAUUACAAAUCGACUAUGAAUCACUUCAAUCGUUAAUUCAACAAAAAAAUGAAGGUUAUCUACAAUGUCAAAAUGAAUUAAAUAAUUAUCAAAAUUUAUUAUAUCAUGAAAAGAAAAAAUCCGAAGAAAUUGAUUUAUUACGUUCAACAUUAAUUGAACGUGAUAUAAAACUACAACAAUUAAUUGAUAGUGAAACAAAACUUCUUGUCAAACAAUCUGAAUUAGAACGUGAUAUUAAAUUAUUAGACCAGAAUAAUUUCGAAUUAAGAUCAACUGAACAAUCAUUUAUUGAACAAUUACAACAAACGAAUCCAGAACAAAUGGAUUUCGAAUUAAAACGUCUAGCAAAUGAACGUGAUUUAUUUAUUACGGAAAGAAAACAAUUAGAAAAUGAAAUUGAAUCAAAUAAACAAAAAUUUUUACAAUUUGCAGAACGUGAACAAAAAUAUAUAAAUGAAAUUGAACGAUUACGUACACAUUUAUUAAAAAUGGAAGAAUCAUAUACAACUGAUUUAAUUGCUGCUGAAGAUCGUGAAAAAUCUUUAAGAAAUCAAAUUGCACAAUUAGAUGAUACAAAUCGUGCACAAAAUGAACUUAUUCAACAACUGAAUACAAGUGGUGAACAAUCAAAACAAGCAUUAGCAACUGAAUUAGGAACAUUAAAAUAUGAAUAUACAAAACUUGAAACAGCUAAUACAAAUUUAAAUAAUCAAUUACAAUAUCAAAUGAAAUGUGCACAAAAUUUACAAAAUGUUCUGGAACAAUUUAAACGUGAACGUGAACAAAAUAUUAAUGAACAUUUACGUCAAUAUCAAGAUGCAUUACGUGAACAAACAUCAAUAGCAACACGUUUAACAAAUGAAAAUAAUGAAAUUCGUAAUCGUUUAGAUGAAUAUAAUGAAGCAUUAUCGGCUGCACAUCGUUUAAAUGAUCAGAUUGAAAAAAAAGAUUUAUUAUUGAAAACACUUCGAAAUGAAAAUCAUGAAAAAGAUAAAUUAAUUCACCAAUAUGAACAUAAUCUACGUGAUUUACAAUCAACAAGUGGUUCACGUGUUGAAAAACAACUUGUGAAAAAUAUUCUUUUAUCUUUUUUUCAUACACCUGUUGAUAAACGACAAGAAGUUAUUCCACUUUUAGGUGCAUUAGUUGGUUUUACACAAGAAGAAUAUAAAAAAGCAAUUGAUGCCACAUCAACUAAUAAUAGUAAUAAUAUGAAAGGAGGAUCAGGUUGGUUAACUGGUUGGCUAGGUGGAAAUCCAGCAAAUGGAGGAGGAGGACCAGCUAAUACAGGUCGAAUAAGAACACAAUCUGAAACUCCAGUUUAUGAUCCAAAUAAAUCAUUUGCUGAAUUAUUAAUUCAAUAUGUUGAUCAACAAUCACCAAAUAAUCCUCAACAUCCAACUGCAAAAUUUAAUACCGAUGAAUAUCUUCAUCGGUAUGAUAAUACUAUGGGAGGUGGUCAUCUAUUAAGAAAACCAUCGUUAUCUGCAUCUGCAAAUCCUUUUGUUAAUUCUUCACAUUUAUCUCUUAAUAGACAACCACCUACUGUUGUUUUACCAACAACAAAUUCAACUAUACUUAAUCCACCUCCUCUUCCUCCAUCUUCAUCAUCAUCAUCAUUAUCAUCAUCGUCAACAACAACAACAACAGCAGCAAAUUCAGAAUCAUCAUCAACUAUACUCAAAGAUUUAUUAAAAUCUUAA